Molecule: messenger RNA, 2616 nt
Organism: Desarmillaria tabescens
Lineage: Eukaryota; Fungi; Basidiomycota; Agaricomycetes; Agaricales; Physalacriaceae
Exons: 14
Coding region: 1-2616 (871 amino acids)
Source: RefSeq, a predicted model, not a curated record
AUGGAAGGCGAAGAAGAAUAUGAAGUAGAAGAACUACUUCAGGACCGCAACCACAUCAUCAGUCGAGGACACAGCUGGAGGACCAUAACCGAAUAUUUGGUCAAAUGGAAAGGAUACCCAGUGGAGGAAGCUACUUGGCUCAAAAGGAGCAACCUCGCCAAUGCCGAAGAACUUGUCAAACAAUAUGAAAACAAGGAAGACCGCAUAGAGGAUCAUGAUUUGCGACACUUGGAAAACAAAGGAGGAUGUAUAACCACAUCAUCUCCUGGCUCUUCAACUGAGAGCUCAACACUCUUUCCAACCUCAAAUGAGAAUCAUACCGAUCCCUUAUUCUGUGACGAGCAGGACUUUUAUUCAUCAGACAUGGAUGAAGACGUCUUCGAAAAUGAGCAUUCCAUUUCUCCUUUAACGACUCAGAUUGACCCCAGCUUCCCUUUAGAAGAAUGGGGCAUGUCUGCUUGGGAACAAAACAAGGACUACGAAUCGGAUAUGGAAUCUACUAACUCCCUCGACUCAGGGAGUGAGAACCAGCUCAUCGCCCAUGUCCCUGCUGAGACAUGGCCUUCUCAUGGCCUACCAUGCCUAACAGUUGGGUUACCCUUCUCUGGUGAACCUGGCUUUGUUAUGACAUCUCCACCACUGCCUCUCGUUCACUACCUCCUGCAGCAGGAGGUUUUGGAAUCUGAGGACAUCCUUUGUGCUCCACUGAUCGACAAAGAGGCCUUCCCGGGUGGAUCCCCUACUCCUCAGCCUUGUUGCCGCCAUGGUGCCCAACCCAGUGCACCAGUGACUUCAAAUUUUAGCCUACUCUCUAAUGGGCAGACUCUCACUCUGGUGCCAGUGCUCCCUUUUUCUCCUUGUCCGGUGGAUCCUCCUGCUGGGCCUUCAACUCUGGCUCCUCCUCAUACUCCUGUGCCUUGCCUUCCUUUGACUCCAGCACCUCCACCUUAUCAGCUUCACAUGCCUCUGUCGUCAUGUCCUCCCCCAGCCUCUGAGUCUCAGCCUCCCACUCAGAUGUUGAGGGUUCCAGCCUCAACUCCCAGGAAUGCCCUGCCUUUAGCUGCAACCUUCCUUGAUCUCAAUUGCCGGGUUACUGCCAGUCUUCCAGUGCUGUCUACUCUGCCGAUGAUGUGCUCAGUAACGGCAUUGACCUCAACCUCAGAGUCUGCUACCCCUGGACUCAAGACUUCCUCAGCCAAGGUCGCUAUUCACUUCUCAUUGUUUUCUACCCCCAUGCACCCUGCUCUGCCUAUGGUGAUGUCAAGCCGUACUUCUCAAUGCCAGCUCCAUGCUCAAGUGAGCCCUCCCCUGCCUCUGGUUGUUGGGAAUGGGGAGUUUUCUGCAGCACCUGUCCCUCCUGCUUUACAGGAGAUCAAUUCUACCCCACAGCCUCAAGAGCCGUUAUUCUUCCCAAGUUCUGAGAAGGACGAUGGUCAUCAUCCUCCUUCUCGGUCUCCUCAGCCUCCAUCUGACUUCAGUGGCACUGGCGAUCUCUUUGAUGAUAUUCCUGUCAUCAAGGAAGCUCGGGCACCUUCACCUGAGCUUGUCCAUGAUGCUGUUUCUGGCAACCUCAUCACUGAUCAUGACUUUGAUAUGGGAUCUCCUGUUGUGGAGGUUUCCAAAUGUACUACCCAUAGCAAGGGCAAAGGGAAGGCCGGCACCUCUCCUUCCAGGAAGAAAAAGCUUGCCCAGAAGACCAAGGCUCCACCAGCAACUCCUCCUCAGGCUGCAGAGUCCAUUCGUUCCCCUCCCCCUUUCUUGUGUGUCCAUACAUCUGCUCUCCACCAUACCAUUGCCUAUCUGAGCCCCACACCUGUGGCUGGGCCCUCUCAUCUAGCCAAGUGCAAGAAGCAGCUCCAAGCUGCUAGAGUUCCAACUCUGCCGGUGGAGGAUUCUCCUCCUCACAUUCCUCUUACAUGCUCGUGUGCUGCUGCUACCAAGGCAGCUGUUCUUCCCCCUAUCGUUGAGCUCCCUGAGGAGUCAGAAUCAGGCUCCAAUGAUGAUGUGCCUCCCAAGAAGAAGCACAGGAUUUCUGAUGCCAAGAAGGAGAAGAAGGAGCAGGUCUCACCUGAAAAGGGGAAGGCCAAAAACAAGCCUGGUGCUGGGACUGAGGUUGCUAUCAGCCGCCACUCUACUAGCUGCUCGGAGCUCGAAGCCUUAACCUUUGAAGAUAUUCGUGAGGGCCCUGCUGCCUUCUUCAAGCCCGUCUGGUAUAGUGACAAGAAUGGCAUCUUUGGUGCAUGCUUGGAUCCCUUCCCUUAUUUUGUGCAGGCUUCCAAUGUUUCUGGUGACUGCAUUCCCUGCUUGACUAGGGAUCUCAACUGUACCUGGAUGAACCAAUUCCCAGAAAUGAAUAAGGUGUCUUCAAAACUUGCCAAGUAUGUGAGGUACCAUGUUGGUUCAAUGGAGUCUGACCUAAAAGAGCUCCGUGCGCUUAACCACAACCUGGAGCACCUUGACGUGCUCAUGCAGCGCAACUUCCUGCAGUGCAACCACCUGAUCUGCCAGCUCGUGGAUUCUCUCGACCAGAUCGCCAGCCAUGAGAACAGUAAUGCCAUCAUUGAGGGCCUAGCUUCCACCUAUGAGGAGGUUGCUAGUUUCAUCAUUAGUGAAUAG